GCUCAUUCAAUUACACCGUCUAUUUGCAUCUGCUUAUCUAAGGAGUAACUAUCUUUUUUUGCCAUGCCUUCUGGUUCUCGAGGAUGGGGCUCGCUUCGCGGCCGCCCCAAGACAACGUCGAUUUUCCGCUCGGAAAUCAUGUCGCUGAUUCAGCUCUACAUCCCGUCGGAUGUGUCGCGCUACACUGUGUCGCAGCUGGGCGAGCUCGGCCUUAUCCAGUUCCGCGACCUGAAUGCCGAUGUCAGCGCCUUCCAGCGUUCGUUUGUGCAGUCUGUGCGCCGCUUCGACGAGGUCGAGCGCAAGCUGCGCUAUCUGCGCACGCAGAUUGAGAAGACUGAUGUGGACGUCUACGAGUUUCUGGACGAGGACUUUGCCAACGCCGCACGCAGCCCGCGCGAUAUCGACGAGAUGGAGGAGAAGAUCAAUGCGCACGAGGGGCGGGUGCUGGACCUCACCAAGGCGUACAAGAACCUGCAGCUCAAGCACCUGGAGCUGGUCGAGAACAAGUAUGUGCUCGAGGAGGUCUCGUCGCUGUUUAGCGAGAUGACUGGGCGCCAGCAGCCGGCGCAGGGCGGGUCGCUGGGCACUUCUGCUGGAUCCCGCGAUGGCGCGCCUUUGCUCGGCCGCCAGGAGACCAUGAGCCGCCGCAGCAUCGGCAGCCUGGACGCAGCGCGCUCGGCUGGCGGGUUCGAUGUCGAGCACGGCUCGGUGGUGGGCCAUGACAUCAACGUGGGGUUUGUGACUGGUGUUAUUCCACGUGACCGCAUCGCAACCCUGGAGCGUGUGCUGUGGCGCUCGCUGCGCGGAAACAUGUUCCUGAACUACGUGGAUAUCGAGGAGCCGAUCCAUGACCCGCGCCAGGAGGAGCCGGUGUACAAGAGCGCCUUCAUUGUGUUUGCUCACGGCGAGUCGCUGCGUGACCGCGCGACCAAGAUCGCCAACAGCCUGGGUGCGACGCUGUACCACGUGGACAGCAGCGCUGAGCGCCGCCAGGAGGACCUCAUCGACACCAUGUCGCGCAUCGACGACCUGCAGCAGAUUCUGGAGAACAACCACGUUGCCCGGAUCACGGAGCUGACGGGCGUAUCGGAGCAGAUCAACACGUGGUUUACCGUGGUGCGCAAGGAGAAGGCCAUCUACCACACGCUGAACCUGUUCAACCACGACAACAACCGCGACUGCCUGAUUGCUGAGGGCUGGUGCGCGACCAACGACAUCCCGGCCAUCCAGUCGGCGCUGCACAUUGCCACCGAGGACGCCGGCUCCAACGUGCCCACCAUUCUGCACGAGCUGCGCACCACCAAGGAGCCGCCCACCUUUAUCCGCACCAACAAGUUUACCGAGGGCUUCCAGAACAUCAUUGAUGCGUACGGCGUGCCCAAGGCUGGCGAGGUCAACCCGGGUCUGUUUGCGACCAUCACCUUCCCCUUCCUGUUUGCGCUGAUGUUUGGCGAUCUCGGCCACGGCUUCCUGAUGACGCUAUGCGCCGGUCUGCUGUGCGUCUACGAGCGCAAGCUGGCGUGGCUGGCCAAGAGCGAGUCGCUGGCCAUGUUCUACACUGGCCGCUACAUUGUGCUGAUGAUGGGCAUCUUCUCGAUGUUCACUGGCUUUGUCUACAACGACAUCUUCUCGCGCGCCAUGUGGACCUUUGCGUCGGGCUGGGCGUGGCCCACUGACAAGGGAGGCGAGGGCGUGAGCGUCGAGGCGACCAAGCUCGACCAUGUCUAUGCCAUUGGCAUUGACCCGGCGUGGCACCACGCGAGCAACUCGCUGCUGUUCACCAACUCGUACAAGAUGAAGAUGUCGAUUGUGCUGGGCGUCAUCCAUAUGACGCUCGGAAUCUGCCUGCAGGUCCCUAACGCCCUGCACUUCAAGAAGCGCAUCAACAUCAUCCAUGUGUUUGUGCCGCAGAUCAUCUUCCUCUUCUCGAUCUUCGGCUACCUGGUCAUCAUGAUCAUCAUGAAGUGGUCGACCGACUGGUACGCGCGCGACGCUGCCGGCGAGCUGACGCACAUCGGCCCGCCCAGCCUGCUCAACAUGCUGAUCUACAUGUUCCUAAGCCCCGGCAACGUCAGCGAGAAGGAGCGCGUGUUCUCGGGCCAGGCUGCCCUGCAGGCGUUCCUGCUUCUGACUGCGCUGGUGUGCGUCCCCUGGAUGCUGCUGGUGAAGCCCUUGAUUCUGCGCCGCGAGCACCAGAAGAUCAUCGCCGAGGGCUACGGCCGCAUUUCGAGCCAUGUGCGCGUCAGCACCGACGGCGACGAGAUGGCGGGCGCCGUGGUCAUGGCCGAGCAGGAGGAGAUGGAGGAGGACGACUUUGACUUUGGCGACAUCAUGAUCAACUCGACUAUCCACACAAUCGAGUUCUGCCUGAACUCGAUCUCCAACACGGCAUCGUACCUGCGCCUGUGGGCGCUCAGUCUUGCCCACGCCCAGCUGUCCGAGGUCCUGUGGUCCAUGGUCUUCAUGCCCACGCUCAAGACGACGGGCGCCUACCAGCCUGUGCUCAUCAUGUUUGGCUUUGCCAUGUGGUUCUGCCUGACCUUCUUCAUCCUGAUCUUUAUGGAGGGCCUGUCGGCGUUCCUGCACGCCAUGCGUCUGCACUGGGUCGAGUUCAACAACAAGUUCUACGAUGGGUCGGGCAUCAAGUUUAUGCCGUUCUCUUUCAAGGCCAUUCUGGACGAGGAUGAAGAGUAGCUUUUUUUUCUUUGUUUGUUUGUUUUCCGCUGCAAUAUAUGGCAUCUCCUUCGUU
Messenger RNA from Linderina pennispora, 2749 nucleotides. RefSeq names its product V0/A0 complex, 116-kDa subunit of ATPase. Gene Ontology annotation, biological process: vacuolar acidification; proton transmembrane transport. The transcript has a single exon. Lineage: Eukaryota; Fungi; Kickxellomycota; Kickxellomycetes; Kickxellales; Kickxellaceae. The record is from RefSeq and is a predicted model, not a curated record. Gene Ontology annotation, cellular component: vacuolar proton-transporting V-type ATPase, V0 domain; vacuolar proton-transporting V-type ATPase complex; fungal-type vacuole membrane. Gene Ontology annotation, molecular function: ATPase binding; proton-transporting ATPase activity, rotational mechanism. Bases 64 to 2694 code for a protein of 876 amino acids.